This is a messenger RNA of Spinacia oleracea (spinach), 1464 nucleotides long. RefSeq lists its product as uncharacterized. Lineage: Eukaryota; Viridiplantae; Streptophyta; Magnoliopsida; Caryophyllales; Amaranthaceae. The transcript has 5 exons. The coding region runs from base 114 to 1322 and encodes 402 amino acids. The record is from RefSeq and is a predicted model, not a curated record.
UUUUUAAAAAGGACCAAUCUUCCAUUCUUUUUUCCUUUCAAUUUCCCGUUCACAAGAAUCUGCAAGCAACUGUACCAUAGCGACAACCUCAGACAAACCUUCAAUUUUCAACAAUGGCGGGCGACUUAUUCGGCGACUUACCACCUCCUUCAUAUCAUUCACCUUCUACUCAAGAACAAGAACAACAACAGCAACAUCUUCAAAAUCACAAAUCCGUGAAAAUCAAUGAAAUCAAUACACAUAGUAUUAAUAAAGAUCCAAAUUCACUCCCUCCUCCUCCCCUCAAAAGCGCCAUGAAACGGUCCAAACCUCCAGAAAUCACCUCACCAGAUGAUAUUGGAUCUGGAAAGAAACUGAGGUUUAAAACCACCACGGAUGCAUCUGUCUCACAGAUUGUAGAAGCUAUGCAGAAGAUAGCCUCUCAUAUUGCGAACCCUGCUAAAUUCGGUAAAGCUUCAAAGUUGGCUGUACAAUUGAUUCAGGCUGGAAGUGUUAAACCUGAAACCGCUGAUCACUUCUUUGCUAUACUGGAAGCAGCAAUGUUUUCGCCUACUGUGUGUAACGAUGCUUCUGUACGAGCAGAUUAUCACGCAUUGUUCUCUGCUGCAGAAGAUGCAAAAGAAUGUCUGAAUACGUGUCAGAAGAACCAGCUAACAGCAUGGACCGUCCGGGCUGUGGUGGCAAAUGACUUGUGUACUGAUGACAGCUUUGUGUUCUCAAAAGCUGCUGGACGCAUCAAAGAUUUGAUAUCUAAUCUUCCUGUGGCAACCAAGGAAGAUGAUUCCGAGGAAGCUGCAGCUCUUGAAGAUCAAAAAGAAAUGGCUAGUAGGGAGGUUCAGUCAAACCAAGAUGUGAUUUCUUCUACUGAGGUUACCACCAAAGAAGAGCUUGAUCCUUUUGGGCUUGAUGCUCUUAUCUCAUGUAAACCAAAAAAAGAUGAGAAAGCAAAAGAAAAUAAAGGGAAGGAGGAAGAAGAGACAAUGAGAUUUCUGAGGUUACAAAGAGAAGCCAUAAUCAGUUGUUUGGAGAUCGCUGCAAAGCGCUAUAAAAUCCCAUGGUGUCAGACUGUCAUUGACAUACUGGUGAAACAUGCUUCUGAAAAUGUAUCGAGGUUCACCUCUCGUCAAAGGGAUGCCAUAGGAAAACUGUGGGCUUCAAUACGGGAGCAACUUUCUCGUAGAAAACAAGGGAAGUCAGUUUCCGGUAAGCUUGAUGUGACUGCUUUUGAAUCUCUUCAGGAGAAGUACUCAAAUGAGAAGAUCAGCAUUCGUCGUGCUGUUGGGGGUGCUGGGGACCGUCGUUGUCAACAGUGGCUUGGUUGAUUUAAUUGAGAAAAUGGUGUUUGAAUAUCUAUCUGGGGAUAGAAAGAAUAUCAUUUUCAUUGAGAAAGAGAACUCUAAGCUCUAACUGUAUAUACUCUACUACUUUUAAGUUACAAAUGUAUUACAUUCUGUUUAUUUUUUC